Messenger RNA from Oryzias melastigma (Indian medaka), 1750 nucleotides. Its product is annotated as glucose-induced degradation protein 4 homolog. Gene Ontology annotation, biological process: proteasome-mediated ubiquitin-dependent protein catabolic process; protein catabolic process in the vacuole; negative regulation of gluconeogenesis. Gene Ontology annotation, cellular component: GID complex; extrinsic component of membrane. The transcript has 6 exons. The coding region runs from base 270 to 926 and encodes 218 amino acids. The record is from RefSeq and is a predicted model, not a curated record. NCBI's taxonomy places the organism in Eukaryota, Metazoa, Chordata, Actinopteri, Beloniformes, Adrianichthyidae.
GCCGAGGGUCUUCGGAGGUGAAUUGAUUCGACCAAUCAGAUUCGCCGUUGCUACUGGUUACAGCGCAGCUUCGAAGUCCACUUUUAGUUCAGGGAGCUUGAUGAACUGAACUGUGGCGCAAUUAAGAGGAAUUUGAAUGUUCGAGGACCUCUCCGCGACUUUUUUUUAUUUUUGUUUUAAUAUUUUUUUGCCGGUCGUAGAGGCUGACGGAGUCCCGCUCCCGAGCGGCCGUUGACCGCGGUUGGAGUUCAGCCCGCGAAGCUGGAGCUAUGCCUGUCCCCGCUGGAUACCUCAGCGAGUUCCCGGCCGCGGCCUUCGCAUCCUCGGCCUCGCUUAUCCCGCUGCCGCCGAUAAACACUCACCAGCCCGGCGUUGUCACGUCGCUGCUGUAUAGCGGCUCCAAGUUCCGAGGGCACCAGAAAAGCAAAGGGAACUCGUACGACGUGGAGGUGGUCUUACAGCAUGUCACAAUGGAGGAUUCCUACUUGUGUGGCUAUUUGAAAAUAAAAGGACUCACAGAGGAAUAUCCGACCCUCACCACUUUUUUCGCCGGCGAGAUCAUCAGCAGGAAGAGGCCGUUCCUCACCCGAAAGUGGGACGCAGACGAGGAUGUGGACCGUAAGCACUGGGGCAAGUUCCAGGCUUUCUACCAGUAUGCAAAGACUUUUAACUCCGACGAGUUCGACUACGAGGAUCUAAAGAACUCGGACUAUAUUUUUAUGAGAUGGAAGGAGCAGUUUCUAGUUCCUGACCACACCAUUAAAGACAUCAGCGGCGCUUCCUUUGCAGGAUUCUACUACAUCUGCUUUCAGAAAUCCACAGCAACAAUCGAGGGCUACUACUACCACAGGAGCUCUGAAUGGUACCAGUCCUUAAACCUCACCCACGUCCCCGAGCACAGUGCCGCCAUCUACGAGUUCCGGUGACCCCCGCCAGGCGCCGGGAGGGAUGUUUUUGGUUUGGAGAAAGCAGAGGUUCUGCAGAUGUUUCAGAGAAAGGAAAAGGGAAGCAGGAGAAGCUUCUGAGAAGCAGACGGACGAGAGAGGAACGAGGAGGACUCAGACGGACGAAUGUAGCGCAGAACAAAGUGCAGACGGGCCGGCGAGGCCGCAGCUCAGACGGCGUCCCGUUCAUUCCCAUUUCUUCACUCGUCUUAAGGUUUGAUUUUAAGACUUAACACUGAACUAACGUGGAAGGAGACGCGUCCACCAUGAGGAGGAGAGCAGGAAUCAUGACUUCAGACGCUUCUUCAUUUGGUUGACGAGGACGGACGCCAGCGGGUUACAAUCCUUCCUUUUCCUGCUGUUACGUUGCACAUUUCCUCCUGAGAAGUGAAGAUGUUACUCAUCCACUACACAAGCGUGAGAGGACAGUUCACGUGGGAAGGGUUUACAGCCAAAACUCAGAAAAGUAUUCUAAAAAACAAGUAUUUUUUACUCUUCAGUUCUCUCCUCGAUAUUUUUCCCUUCAACUAUGCAACCGUUUGUUUAUUUUGGAGUGUGCCAUCUCUGAGAGAUAGAAUUCUAUCCUAAAUAUAAAUAUAUAAAAUAUGUUGCUGAAAGAAAGUAUUUUUGUGUAUAACACUCUCCUCCCGAUCAUCUUUACUCUUCCGUGUGGUUUAGUGCCAUCUUUUUUUAAAGUUGCCAGAUAUAUCAGAUACAGUGUUUGUGAACAAGCUUGGUUGACUGUAAAGAGUGGAUUCAGAGAAAAAAUCUUACCAAAAUGUGGAUUAAAAAGAUUUAUCCGUGUG